Messenger RNA from Ahaetulla prasina, 5444 nucleotides. It is a transcript of the gene POU2F3, whose product is annotated as POU class 2 homeobox 3. The coding region runs from base 3 to 1463 and encodes 486 amino acids. NCBI's taxonomy places the organism in Eukaryota, Metazoa, Chordata, Lepidosauria, Squamata, Colubridae. Gene Ontology annotation, biological process: regulation of transcription by RNA polymerase II. Gene Ontology annotation, molecular function: DNA-binding transcription factor activity, RNA polymerase II-specific; RNA polymerase II cis-regulatory region sequence-specific DNA binding. The transcript has 13 exons. The record is from RefSeq and is a predicted model, not a curated record. Gene Ontology annotation, cellular component: nucleus.
UAAUGUUCUCACCUGCCUUCAGUGCAAUCAGGAACACCGGCCGAGCCAGAGGUGCGAGCCGCAGCUGGACGGCUGGCAAAGAGGCUGAGGAAGAACUCGGCAGAGGGGCGAAGCUGGCAGCCCCACGGGCCACCUCGGUGGGUGGGGGCUGGCCGGGGUGCAGCAGGUAUUUUCCAACCAGCAGGAUGGUGAAUCUGGAUUUAACGCACGCAGAAAUGAAAAUGAACGGUGAUGUGGCGGAUUCCACAGAAAUGAGGAAUGACGGCAGUCACCGAGAUCCUGGAAAUGAACGGAAUGGCUUAGACUUCAGCCGACAGAUUAAAACAGAAGACCUCAGCGAGUCCUUGCAAACGUCUCUCUCUUCCAGAUCAGGUCACCUAGUCCAGGGAUCUGCCAUGAUGCCUGGUGGACAAAUUCCUGGGAAUGUGAAUUCUCUUCAUACUUUGCAGCAACUCGUGCAAGUCCCGGGGCCUAUGCAGUCUGUCCCGCUAUUCUUGCUUUCUCAAGGCCCAGCAGGACAACAAGCUCUUCAAUCAAACCUUCUCUCCUUUCCUCAGCAGCAAAGUGGACUUCUCCUCCCACAGCAUGGACACAGCUUAGCAUCUCAGGCAGUGGGACGUCCUGGACACCCUGGGUCAUCAUUGGAGCCUCACCUGGAGGCCCCACAGCACUUACAAGUAUCCAAACACCUGCCGUCCUCCAUGGCAACAGAUGAAGCCAAUGAUUUGGAAGAGCUGGAAAAAUUUGCCAAGACUUUUAAACAGAGGCGCAUCAAACUGGGGUUUACGCAGGGCGAUGUGGGUCUGGCUAUGGGAAAACUCUACGGAAAUGACUUCAGCCAAACCACCAUUUCUCGCUUUGAAGCUCUCAACCUGAGUUUCAAGAACAUGUGUAAGCUAAAACCACUCCUGGAGAAGUGGUUGAGUGAUGCAGAGUCCUCCCCCUUGGACUCGUCCGUCAGCAGCCCGAGUUCCUACCCCUCUGUAAGCGAGAUGUUUGGGCGCAAGAGGAAAAAACGAACCAGCAUUGAAACCAACAUUCGCUCCACGCUGGAGAAACGGUUCCAGGACAACCCCAAGCCCAGCUCGGAGGAGAUAGCCCUGAUUGCAGAGCAGUUGGCCAUGGAAAAAGAAGUGGUCCGCGUUUGGUUCUGCAACCGGAGGCAGAAGGAAAAACGCAUCAGCUGUCCGAUGCCCUCCCCCAUAAAGUCACCCCUCUACAACUCCAGACUGGUUUCUACCUCAGGAUCUUUGGGUCCCCUUUCUGCCCACAGUUCCAUGCAUGGUGCAGUCUCUUCUUCCUGUUCUCCUGGCCAUGCCAGCCGAUCCUCAUCGCCCGGCGCAGGACUUCACUCCAACAAUCCCAGCAUGCCUCAGAGUAACUCUAAAGUAGCCAUCAAUUCAUCCAGUUUCAACUCUUCUGGAUCAUGGUACCGAUGGAAUCAGCCGACUUACCUCCAUUAAAACAUCACUCAGGAAGAACAUCCAGAGCUCCCGGUUUGUUUUUUUCCUCUGUAGACAAAAAGAAAAGAAAAGAAAAGAAAAAUUGGGAGAGACGUCACUUCUUUCCAUGCACGACUCCUCCGGGAGGUGUUCCUUCACGUUUGGCACAUUGGCAUAGAUGACUUUGGGCAAAGCCAAAUCUCCCGUCGCCCGACCGAUGCAAACCGAACUCUCAAAAGAAACUCGAGCUACAACGGGUCCCUCUUUCUCUCUCGGCUCGAGACGAGGCGGUGUGUGGUGUGUUCGUGCGUCCCCUAUAAAAAACAAAAGCCCACCAGCUUGCCAGCAUCUUCUGCAGAAAAGAUGUCCCUUCUAGGCCCAGACAGGCCCUUGAGGAUUCCCUAAUCUGAGCCAAAGUUGGCCAAAUUAUUUCAUUUUAAGGAUUGAACGGUCCUCUUGAUCCCUUGUUCCUCUUCAGGGGGGGCGGAGAACAAAGCGAUGAAUGGCCCCUUGUCGGUGUGAGGUGCAUCUAAUGUUAGCUACUCAACAUUUUGAAGUGCAUUUUUUUUUAGCAAGGGGUGGGGAAGGGGGAGGGGGUUGUUCGUUCUGCAGGUCUAUCAGGGUGAGAAUCCAUAGCCGGGUGGGGUUGAGAAGCAACAGGGCAGAAAUAAACCGAUGCGCCAUCUUCUAGGCUUCCAAGGGAUGGCGUGUUGGGAUUCUGGGCAGUGGUGAAAUCCAAUUUUUUUUUUUACUACCGGUUCUAUGGGCGUGGCUUGGUGGGUGUGGUGUGGCUAACCCAAGUCGUCCUCUUUGCUUGAGCUGCUCUUGCCUUCUGGCAGCUCUUCUCAUGCUGUCGUGUCCCACUCCUCCGCUGACGGCCGGGUCAGGUAAAUCCUAAUCAGGCGUGCCUCUGCAGCUCUGCCAAAGUCCUAGCAAAGUCCUCAGGGCAGGCAGGAGACCAGAAAGUGACUUCAGCAAGAUAUGUUUAGACUUUGCCUGACUCAGAGAAUGCCAGAAAGCAGGUCCUUUAUAUAGGCCAUGGGGUGUGGCUCCAUGACUCAGCACUUAUCCAGGCCUGCCCCUCCCUUCCUUCUGUUGCCUCCGCCUAUCAAGUCUUCUGACGCGAGGGUCACUCCAGUCUGCAGCUGUUGGCAAUUGACCUCCCUCAGGCUCACAUGCUGUGGAGGAGGGGGAGGGGUCUAGUUGCUCCGUUUGCCUGGGCAUGGAGCCAGAGCUGGGGGCUGGAGAUACUUCCUCCUCUUCAGCCUGUCUGGGCAUGGAGCCAGGGCUGGGGCCGGGAGGCAUACUAGGACAUUCCUCCGUGUUCGGAAGCAGAUAAGAAGGCCCCGGCUGUGGUGAGAUCGGACGAGACACAACACAUGCGUGCAUUGGGAACAGGCUCCUCCUGUUCCUCUGCCUCACUACUAUCAGUCUCUGGAGGCUCUGGAGUCCGCACCUCACUCUCCGAUGGCCCUGGCCCCACCGCUGCCUCAUCACUGUCCGACUCCGUUGCCAGCUCCGCAGGCUGCUGGCGGACCACAACAAUGUAGACAUCUCCCUUUUUUCCUUGUGCACAUGGAUAGCCCUCGACUAACAGUCAUAAUUGGGAUCGCUGCUAAGCAAGGGGAGGGGGGUUGGUAAGUGAGCUGUGCCUGAUUGUACAAGCCUUUUUGCCAUGGUCGUUAAGUGAAUUGUGCAGUCAUUAAGCAAAUCCCGCUUCCCCUAUUGACUUUGCCUGUGGGAAACUGACCGGGAAGGUUGCAAAAUGGCACAACCCUGAGACACGGCAACCUAUGGGCUGCCAAACGCCCUGAUUUUGAUCAGGUGACCGUGGGGAUGUUGCAGCGGUCGUAAGUGUGAGGACUAGUCAUAGGUCACUUUUCUCAGUGCUGUCGUAACUCUGAGCAGUCGCUAAACGAAUGAUUGUAAGUCAAGGGCUGCCUAUGGUUUCUUUUUUUAGUACCUUUCCAGGAGAAGUUGCAGUUGACUGGAUGUCCGGUCUCAAAGGGUCUGGUCAGUUUCACCACUUCCUUUGUGAGGGAAGGAAAACUUUACUCUCCAGGUGUAGCUUCAUUUAGAGCCAUGUGUCUCUGCUCCAGUUACGUUCCUCCGGUUUCCAAGCUUUGCAGCGCUACGUGGUGGGGAAGAACAGGAAUGGGCGACUAUGGCAACUUUACAAUCUGUGGACUUCAACUCCCAGAAUUCCUGAUCCAGCCAUGCUGGCUCAGGAAUUCUGGGAGCUGAAGUCCAUGCUGAUUCAGGAAUUCUGAGAGCUGAAGUUCAUGCUAGUUCAGGAAUUCUGGGAAUUGAAAUACAUGCUGGCUCAUAAAUUCUGGGAGUGGAACUCCAUGUUUGUUCAGAAAUUCUGGGAGUUGAACACUAUGUUGGCUCAGAAACUCUUUGAGUUGAAGUCCAUGCUGGCUCAGGCAUUCUGGGAGUUGAAAUAAAGUUGUGAAGCCAACCAGAAGUUGAUCUGGAGGAUCUCCUUGGAAUGCUAAUUUCUUUCCUUGCAGGGUCCCUCAACCUUUGCAAGUUUGCAAAGAGUGAGAUGCUGCAGGUGAGGUCUUGAAGACUGGAAAAGAAGUGGGGGAAGCUGCAGGAAGGCGGGGUGGGGAGAGGAAGGAGAGAAGGAACAUGAAGUCUUUAAAAAUAGCCGAAGGGAAAGACUUAAGCAGCUGCUUAUCUUCGUGUCUCCUGUAGCUGCUAUUCAUCAAAAUUUCAUGCGUGUGCCCCCUGCCGUAUCAGCCUAGCAGGAGAGACUGCUAAAAGCAAGCCUUCUUCUCACUUCAUAACUUUCAAACAUCUCGGCCUUGCGUUGCUGUUUCUGGAAAGUCGGACGUUGGCUCCAGUGGUGGGAUUCCAAAACUUUUACUACUACUACUGUGGGCAUGGCUUGGUGGGCGUGGCAGGGGAAGGGUACUGCAAAAUCCCCAUUCCCUCCCCACUCCAGGGGAAGGGUACUGCAAAAUCCCCAUUCCCUCCCCACCCCACUAACCUACUUUCCAGCUCCGUUCUCCUCUGCAGGGCAACAAAAGAAGACCCAGCUGAUCAGCUGGAAGGCAGCAAUCGACCAACCACGCCCAUCAGCUGGGAAGGUGGGAGGCAGCAAACAGAUUGAUUGGGUGCCCCAGCCUUACAGGCUAAGCCUCCCUGCAGCCCCCUGGGAGCAAAAACGGGCUGCGGGGGGACUCAUGGAAGGGGCGGGGCGGUUGGGGGUGGGGCCAAUCAGAGGUGGUACUUGCCGGUUUGCCAAACUACUCAAAAUUUCCACUAGUGGUUCGUCAGAAUCAGUCUGAAUCAGCUGAAUACCACAUCUGGUUGGCUCCUCUGUAGGGUGACUGGGAGGAGGGGAAGAGGGGUCCCCACCCCACCCCAAAAAUUGUCUUGCUUGCUUCUUGAAAAAUUAAGCUGACUUGGAUGAUUCUCACGCUAGAAGGGUUGUUGUUGUUGUUGUUGUUGUUGUUUUUAUUUGAGCUAGCUCAUUGCCAGGGAGGGAAAUGAGGGUGGGCUGGAAAAUUCUGCAUACUUCCCACCCGCCCUCAAAAAAUUGUUGAUAGAUUCAGAUGGCUUUUCAGCCCUGCUUUCAGGACUUCUUUUAAAGGAGGGGGAAAAACUUUGGAUACCUAAAAUUUUAGGUAGAGUGUGAAGUUGAGGCAUCCUGGUUUGCAAAUGAGGGAGCCAGAUGUGUGUGUGUGUGUGUGUUUGUGUGUGUGUGUGUGUGUGUGUGUGUGACUGGGUGUGAAUGCCCUGCCUUUCGGCACACAGAUCCUUAACCAGUGCUCUGCACCCUUCCUGUCACUGCAGUGCCACUAUUUUGCUGCCAAUAUCCAGUGGCGCAAUCUCAGAGUGUUGGGAGAGGUGUAAAUGGGAAGACUGGGACCUGCGAGGAUCCACAGGUUGCCUUCUUUUGAUUCACAAGAAAGCUUUGCAAGAGGUCUCAAUUCAACGCUACCAAUCCCUGUAAUGUUAACAUAAGCAGAUUAAUAAAUUUCUGCACUUGCA